Macrobrachium nipponense is the source of this 1065-nucleotide messenger RNA. RefSeq lists its product as uncharacterized. The record is from RefSeq and is a predicted model, not a curated record. The coding region runs from base 1 to 1065 and encodes 354 amino acids. Gene Ontology annotation, molecular function: nucleic acid binding; zinc ion binding. NCBI's taxonomy places the organism in Eukaryota, Metazoa, Arthropoda, Malacostraca, Decapoda, Palaemonidae. The transcript has a single exon.
AUGGAAGCAGAAAAAGCAAUAUUGGCUGAAAAGAGAGCUCUUAUGGAAGCUGAUAAAGAAAGGCUUGAAGAACAAAGUAAAACUCUUCAGUUAGAGAUAACUUUAAAGUCUUUAAAGUCCGACGAAACUUCUAUGAGUGAUUCUGUGCCAGCUAAGUUCAGUGAUAAGUGGGGAAAAACUAAGCCUAAUUUCCUAAGUUUUAGCGAGUCAGAUGUCGGAAAAUUUUUCGUUGCUUUUGAGAAAGUAGCUCAUCAGUUAGCUUGGCCCAAGGAACUCUGGGCUGUAUUAGUGCAAUCUGCAUUCUCUGGUAAGGCACAAGUAGUUUAUGCAGCUUUAAGUGCAGAAGAUUCCAGUGAUUAUGAUAUUGUGAAAAAAAUGGUUUUAAAUGCAUACCAGCUAAUCCCAGAAGCUUACCGGCAGAAAUUCAGAUCCUGGCGUAAAAUGUUUAAUCAAACAUUUGUAGAAUGGGCAGGCCAGAAAGCAGUUAAACUUGACGAGUGGUUGGCUGCAGAGGAGGCAACUACAUUUGCCGAGUUACGAGAACUGGUUUUGUUGGAGGAUUUUAAAAACAACAUUCCCAAAGACGUUCGCAUCCAUAUAGAAGAAUUUAACAUUGAUAAUGUGAAUGAGGCAGCAAAGGCAGCAGACAGGUUUGUUUUGUCACACAAGCAUUAUGGUAAGAAGAAAACUCAUUGGGAAGCAGGUGUGGAAAAGGUGGAAGUAAUAAAGGGUAGAGAAAGUCCUUCAUCGCCUUCGAGGGGUGCGAGGCAGGCCCGGGACAUUGUUUGUUAUAAGUGUGGUAAGAAAGGUCAUGUAAAGUCACAUUGUCCUGAAGUAACUAAGUCGGUUAAACCAGUUAUGUUGAUGGAUUGUAGGUCAGUGCCGCCUGUGUCUUCUAGUGAAGGAGAGGUGAGUGGGAGCAUGCCUUAUGGUAAGGAAUUUGAAGACUUUGUCUUUAGAGGUAUAGUGAAAGUUGGAUCUGAGGCAACUGAUGGUAAUAUCGUUGCAUUGCUACGGGAUACUGGCUCUUGCCAGUCCUGCAUUCUGGAAACCUCUCUCCCUUAA